AUGAACUUAUCUAGUCUUCUUUCCAAGGAGAUUUCUAAAAAAAGAAAGAGUAAGUUAAAAAAGGAGAAAUCCAAGAAACAGAAGAUACAAGAAGAAAUAGCAGUCCCUGAUACCCCAGAUAAUGUGGUGGAGAAUGUGGAAGAACCAUUGACUCCAAAACAACUACAAAUUCUGAAUCUAUCAGACAAAGAAAUCGAAAAUCGUCUUAAAGAAUAUAAUGCCUUUGACUCUGAGUCAAAUAGAAUCGAGAAAGUCAAAAAGCUUUGGUAUCUCGAUAAACAGAAGGACAAGGAGGAAAGGUAUAAGAUUCAAAGAGAUAAAGAAUCUAAAGUUGACAAGUUGUUCAGAUUAGAUGAAAUCACCAAUUUGAAAUACAAAUCAAAACUACUAAUCCAAUUGAGAGUCUAUAUCAAGUUUCUCGUAAACAGUUGGGACCAAUAUGUGCAAGAUCCCACCGUCGAAGAUGAAUCUAAUCAAAGGGAAUUAUUAGACACCACAAAAAUAGAAUUGGUGGUUUUACUUUAUAACCUAAGAUCAGAUAAACUCAACGAUGAUAUGGUGACAUCAUUAAGCACCAUAGUUUAUUACUUACAAUCGAAAGAAUAUUUGAAAGCCAAUGAAAGCUAUAUCAAGUUAAGUAUAGGUAACGUAGCAUGGCCAAUUGGGGUUAGUGGGUAUAACAUUCACGAAAGAAGUGCUGAUUCUAAGAUUACUGGGGAAUCAAAUACUGCCAAUAUAAUGAUUGAUGAACCCACCAGAAAAUGGAUGACAGCUAUCAAAAGACUUAUCACAUUUCAUGAACAGCAUCCUGAUAUAUCAACCAUCGAUUCUUCAUAG
Messenger RNA from Yamadazyma jaroonii, 837 nucleotides. The record is from the annotation of a GenBank genome assembly. Lineage: Eukaryota; Fungi; Ascomycota; Pichiomycetes; Serinales; Debaryomycetaceae.